Messenger RNA from Cladocopium goreaui, 1093 nucleotides. NCBI's taxonomy places the organism in Eukaryota, Dinophyceae, Suessiales, Symbiodiniaceae. The record is from the annotation of a GenBank genome assembly.
UCACUUCACGAGUCUUGAACUUAUCUUGCCAUGGACUGGGCGCGGUCGAAGUUUUCCUCGAUGAAAAGUGCUGGUUUUAAAGCAGUAAAAUGGUCCUCGAGUUCAACAAAGGAGGGCGCGGUGUCGGCGCCUCAUCCCAUUCCGCCAGGCAAGGAAAACAUGCCGUGCCCCAUCAACGGCAUGUUCCUCAGCAAAGAGGCAGAAGAAGCGAAGAACGAGUUGGAGAACGACCCAGACAUUGUGAAGGAAAAACAACACUUCUCUGAGCAAGCGCUGGUGAUGGCACCCAUGGCACCACCCACCAGUUUCAUUCCCAUGCAGGUGAUUCAUGGUGCGCAUACGCCGUCUGAAGCCACUAGAAGGCUUGUUGAGAAGGUCGGUAUGGAGAAGCUGCGGCGCUUCACGGGUUUGUUCUACGAGCGAUGCUUCGUGGAUCCUCACCUUGACCAGUUCAUUGCAGAGCACUCGGAGCCACAUGCGGAGCGUUUCGCCAAUUGGAUUGCGGAGAAGUUGGGCUUCGGCACGCCCUGGACGCAGGAGCGUCGAACUCGGCCCAAACGUUAUCCCAAGAAGUUCAUGCACUUCGGCGACGAGACCAUGCAGGUGUCUCACGACCGCAGCACGGCACACUUCGCGGCCUGGUAUUCUCCGAAGCGCGAAGCGCAGCAUAUGGGGCAAAAGUUCCAGCCAGAGGACGCUCGAAACUGGAUGAGAUUGCAUUUCUGGGCAGCACGAGAAACAGGCCUCUACGAUGAGCAUCCUGACUUCAUGGAUUACUACGAGCGCUUUAUUGGUCAUUUCGUGAGUAUUUACUCGAGCAAGUCUCCACCUUUCACGCGGGAGUCUGCUCGAUGGUCGGCAGAUCCGGAGAAUCUCCAGCGCUAUCAUCAGGCCGGAAAUCGCAUGGACAUCUUGGGGAAGAACAUCGAUCAGGAGCUGCUGCUGCUCCCUGCGGAGGAACGGAGCUACACCGGUUCCCGGCAUGACAACCCGUUGUGGCCAUACAACCGGGAGGCCCUGCGCUGAGACCGGAAGUGGCAGGCGAAGUGUUUGAAUGAAAGUCAUUCUGAACUCUUGACCUAACAAAAAAUGC